Messenger RNA from Centropristis striata (black sea bass), 2703 nucleotides. Its product is annotated as NLR family CARD domain-containing protein 3-like. The record is from RefSeq and is a predicted model, not a curated record. Bases 24 to 2696 code for a protein of 890 amino acids. The transcript is spliced from 7 exons. NCBI's taxonomy places the organism in Eukaryota, Metazoa, Chordata, Actinopteri, Perciformes, Serranidae. Gene Ontology annotation, molecular function: protein binding.
AAACACAGCUGGACUCCAUAUUUAUGCUUCUUGAGGAACACAUUGUCAGUUUUGUGAAGAACGAGCUGAAGAAGAUCCAGAGAGUCCUGAGUCCAGAUUACCUAGAAUGCUUGGAGAGUCAGAGGGAGGAUGAGGAGGUGUUGGAUGGUGAGGAUGAGAAGCAGAGGAGGAGCAGCAGAGAGGCAUUUCUGAAGAUCACACUGAACUUUCUGAGGAGAAUGAAGCAGGAGGAGCUGGCUGACUGUCUGCAGAGCAGAACUGUUGUACCAGUGUGGCGUCGUAAACAUAAGUCUAACCUCCAGAAGAAGUUCCAGUCUGUGUUUGAGGGAAUCACUAAAGCAGGAAACCAGACCCUUCUGAAUGACAUCUACACAGAGCUCUACAUCACAGAGGGAGGGACUGCAGAGGUCAAUGAUGAACAUGAGGUCAGACAGAUUGAAACAUCAUCCAGGAAACCAGACAGACCAGAAACAAGAAUCAGACAAGAAGACAUCUUUAAAGCCUCACCUGGAAGAGAUGAACCAAUCAGAACAGUGCUGACAAAGGGAGUGGCUGGCAUUGGGAAAACAGUCUUAACACAGAAGUUCACUCUGGACUGGGCUGAAGACAAAACCAACCAGGACAUUCACUUCAUAUUUCCAUUCACUUUCAGAGAGCUGAAUGUCCUGAAAGAGAAAAAGUUCAGCUUGGCGGAACUUGUUCAUCACUUCUUUACUGAAAUCAAAGAAGCAGGAAUCUGCAGGUUUGAAGAGUUCCACGUUGUGUUGAUCUUUGACGGUCUGGAUGAGUGUCGACUUCCUCUGGACUUCCACAACACUGAGAUCCUGACUGAUGUCACAGAGUCCACCUCAGUGGAUGUGCUGCUGACAAACCUCAUCAGGGGGACACUGCUUCCCUCUGCUCGCCUCUGGAUAACCACACGACCUGCAGCAGCCAAUCAGAUCCCUACUGACUGUGUUGACAUGGAGACAGAGGUCAGAGGGUUCACUGACCCUCAGAAGGAGGAGUACUUCAGGAAGAGAUUCAGAGAAGAGGAGCAGGCCGGCAGAAUCAUCUCCCACAUCAAGACAUCACGAAGCCUCCACAUCAUGUGCCACAUCCCAGUCUUCUGCUGGAUCUCUGCUGGAGUUCUGGAGAAGCUGUUGAAAACCAGAGAGGGAGGAGAGCUGCCCAAGACCCUGACUGAGAUGUACAUCCACUUCCUGUUGGUUCAGUCCAAAUGGACAAACGUCAAGUAUCAUGGGAAAUCUGAGAGAGAUCCACACUGGAGUCCAGAGAACAGGAAGAUGAUUGAGUCUCUGGGAAAACUGGCUUUUGAUCAGCUGCAGAAAGGAAACCUGAUCUUCUAUGACUCAGACCUGACAGAGUGUGGCAUCGAUAUGACAGCAGCCUCAGUGUACUCAGGAGUGUUCACACAGGUCUUUAGAGAGGAGAGAGGACUGUACCAGGACAGGGUGUUCUGCUUCGUCCAUCUGAGUGUUCAGGAGUUUCUGGCUGCUCUUCAUGUCCAUCUGACCUUCAUCAAGUCUGGACUCAAUCUCAUGGCAGAAGAACAAACAACCUCCCGACUGUCCACAGUCUACAGAGACAAACCUAAACCAAAACAUCUCUACCAGAGUGCUGUGGACAAGGCCUUACAGAGUCCAAAUGGACACCUGGACUUGUUCCUCCGCUUCCUCCUGGGUCUUUCUCUGGAGACCAAUCAAAGACUCCUCCGAGGUCUGCUGACACAGACAGGAAGUGGCUCACAGACCAAUCAGAAAACAGCCAAGUACAUCAAGAAGAAGGUCAGUGAGGAUCUCUCAACAGAGAGAAGCAUCAACCUGUUCCACUGUCUGAAUGAACUGAAUGAUCGUUCUCUAGUGGAGGAGAUCCAACGGUCCCUGAGAUCAGGAAGUCUCGCCUCAGAUAAACUGUCUCCUGCUCAGUGGUCAGCUCUGGUCUUCAUCCUACUGUCAUCAGAAACAGAUCUGGACGUGUUUGACCUGAAGAAAUACUCUGCUUCGGAGGAGGCUCUUCUGAGGCUGCUGCCAGUGGUCAAAGCCUCCAACAAAGCUCUGUUAACUGGCUGUAAGCUCUCAGAGAGAAGCUGUGAAGCUCUGUCCUCAGUCCUCAGCUCCCAGUCCUCUAGUCUGAGAGACCUGGACCUGAGUAACAACAACUUGCAGGAUUCAGGAGUGAAGCUUCUGUCUGUUGGACUGCAGAGUGAACUAUGUGAACUAAAAACCCUCAAGGUAACUGGCUGUAACCUGUCAGAGAGAAGCUGUGAAGCUCUGUCCUCAGUCCUCAGCUCCCAGUCCUCUUGUCUGAGAGACCUGGACCUGAGUAACAACUACCUGCACGAUUCAGGAGUGAAGAAGCUGUCUGUUGGACUGAAAAGUCCAAAUUGCAGACUGGAUACUCUCAGGCUGUCAAACUGUCUGAUAACAAUGUCUGGCUCCGCUUCUCUGGCCUCAGCUCUGAGCUCCAACCCCUCCCACCUGAGAGAGCUGGACCUGAGCUACAAUCAUCCAGGAGACUCAGGAGUGGAGCUGCUCGAGGAUCCAAACUGCAAACUGGACACUCUCAGGGUGGACCAUGGUGGAGAGCACAGGUUAACACCUGGUCUGAGGAAGUGUAAGUGUGGAUUACAUUUGACUAAUGAAGACAAAACAGCUUUAAAUACAAAGUUAAUAGUUGUGAUAUGUAUUCAUUAAAACAUGA